GACGGAAGACAACCGCCGAGGAUGAGGAGAUGACUGUCUUUCCGCGAGUCUGGGCCGCGAAGUACUUGGAAAAGAGUGGCGUUGCAAAGGACAAGUUGGACGAAGCCGCUGCGGACUCCAGAAACAACCCGUUGCGUGUGUGGGGAGCAUGCGAGGGUAUGGGGACUUCAGCCUACGCGAUGCGCAAAGUGUCGGAGGUGACCGGGAUCGAGCACGAGCUCAUGUUCUCCAGCGAGCUUUUGGAGGGGCCGCGCGACUUUUGCCUUCGGCAUCAUGGGUGGCAGCACUUCUUCACUGACGUGACGGAAGACGCAUGUGGAGGUUACUGCCACGUCUGCGAGCGAAAGCAUGAAGAAGGGGUCGCUUUUGGCGAAACUGAGAUGGCAGUGAUGGGCAUUCCAUGCCCUUUGUUCUCGGUUCUCAACCAGAAGACGAAGCAUCCUGGAUGGAACCCUUUCUUGGAGCCUUCGAGCUCUGUGGUUCGCGUUUGCCUUCAGAAGAUCCGGGCCCGACAGCCAAAGACUUUUGUGAUAGAGGAGGUUGCAUCACUGUUGAAGCGCUUCGAAGAACCUGUCCAGCUGCACGAAGACUCUGAGAUAUACGCCGCCCCAAUUGAUGUUUUUCUUCGCGGAAGAGCUGGAGAUCAAGUAUUAGGCAUCAUGUGCGAGCUGGAUGGUGGCAAAUUUUAUCACGUGAAGGUUCUGGUGCUGAAGAGCUCUGACUUUGGUUCUCCAAACCAUCGUCGACGUUGCUACAUCCUUGGAGUUCGCAAUGAUAUUGGAGAUGAGCGCACCUUGCGGAAACUUGGCCACUGGAUUCAGAAGGAAUGCGCUUCUGUCCACAGACGGUGCACACUUACACAGUGUUGGGACUACUGUGUGCGAAGUGGGUCGACUUUGUCCAUGCCUGGUUACUCACGGGACCAAGGGUACAAAAGCAAGGAGUCCGAGAAGAAGCAGAAGAGUUUGCUCCGCGAUUUGGAUGUGGCUCCUGGUGGCUGGGGCCCAUACUGCAGGACCAUGAGCAGACAGGACAGAGGGAUGCUUAACACGCGAGAGAAGGUUAAGCUGGAUGUGGAGUUCAGAAGAAUGGAAGUUGCGGGAGUAGAUCCAAGAGAUGCUUAUGUUGAUGUGGCACGAUCCUCGAUCAACGCCAUGGGAUCAUAUCCUCGUGGGCUUGGAGCCGCAUUUUGCUGUCAGAUGAAGUUGUGGCACCUCGGGAGACACAAUUUCCUCCCUGCUGAGGCGCUGUUGGCCGCGCAAGGAAUCGACUGCCGUGACAUGGUGUACACGGAACGGGAUUACCGCCUUUACAACUUGUUGGCCGGCAAUUCCAUGACAUCGUCAGUCGUGGGAGCUUGCUGCAUGGGAUUGACGUUGGCAUUUUUGGCCAAAGACGCUGAGGGAAGGCCGCUGAUGUCCUUGGAUGCUGACAUGGGCAGCGAGAGCGCUUCGAGCAGCCCUUGUGAUUACGACGAGAGCAGUUCCAGUUCAUCCGACGGUGAAUAUGGAGAAGUGGGAGAAGAAACGCCCACUGGGAUUGGUUUGGCCGUGGCGAAUGCAACGGACCUUCCUCGGUCACCUUCAGAUUCACUUGGUGCCAGCACUGCCAGGCUUUCUGAGUUCAAGGAGACGGAUGCUGAAGCAAUGGACUCUGGCAGCAGCAGCAGCAGCGCAGAAGAUGGUGAGACCCCCUAG
Cladocopium goreaui is the source of this 1697-nucleotide messenger RNA. NCBI's taxonomy places the organism in Eukaryota, Dinophyceae, Suessiales, Symbiodiniaceae. The record is from the annotation of a GenBank genome assembly.